CAAAAUGAUCACAAAUCAAACACGGUUUCUCAGAAUCCAAAACCCUAGUGACCAACCAUGGCCUCCACUUCUGCUUCGCGGUCCACAGGCGUCACCGGAAGAAUCCAAACUGCAGCUUCGACACUGUACUCCGACAAUCAGUCCCUCAUUGCUGAAUUUCGGAAGGCGUUGAAUAUGAUAAUGGAAAUUGGGGUUGAUUUGGAGAGAGAUAAUCAGUCUCAGAUGAUAACUAAUUUUAAGAAGUUGUUUGAGGAUGAGAUUGCAAAGCUCAAGCCUAGUUUAUCUUCAGUUCCACAAAACCAUCCUAUAAUACGCCAAUUUAGAGAAGCUAUCUGGGACAAACACAUUACAACAUCAAGACUACCCCUCUUGGUCUAGAAUUGACUUGUUUCUCAUUUCUUCUAAUUGGGAGAUUCACUUUUCACUCGUUGUUAAGAGAAAACUGAAUUCACAACACAAUAACUUGUAAUUCUGUGUAUCUA
Corylus avellana is the source of this 482-nucleotide messenger RNA. Its product is annotated as E3 SUMO-protein ligase MMS21-like. The record is from RefSeq and is a predicted model, not a curated record. Lineage: Eukaryota; Viridiplantae; Streptophyta; Magnoliopsida; Fagales; Betulaceae.